CCUUACUUGAACAGGAUCUGUUCUAUAGGCUCGUACCUCUGUAUCCUUGAUUUCUAAGGAGACAGUCCCUAAACCCUGGUUGAUGAAUCAUGGCCGUGCGAUCUGAGUGUGAUUAACGGCUGCGGUUGUCCUCGGACUCUCUAAGCUGUAGAGGAUCGCUACCUAGUCUGGCUUGACCUCUCUAGGGUGGUCGCACGGUUGUCUGACAGGCUCUUUUUUUCUUUUUUUCCGGUAUGAACUUUCAGUUUCUUACCAAUGUGAUCAAAUGCUUAUGCACUCCUCUCUCAUCAAGGACAAGAAUCAAACCCAACAUUGUACACAUACUCUUUAACGAAGAAACCCAGAAAAAAAACAGCAUAUUCCUUUGUAAAGUCUACAGCUUUACAGUCCCUGAACACGGAACUCAGUGAAGAAGAAGAGGGCAAGAAGCUCCGAACAAAUAAGUAUAUAAAGGCACUCUCUUUUAAUGGGUUUUAAUUGGUUAAAAGUUAAAAAAAAUAACUCCAACUUGCUACAAAUCUGAGUGUUAUGGAGUCGUUGCAUCGAGUAGAAACACUACUCUCUGGUCUCCAUUAUCACCCUCGUACUAACGCCAGCAGAAACAGAGUUCCCAGAUCUGUCAAGAUCUUAAACACAGCCAAUCAUGUAAACUCAAGAAAGUGUCAAUGUUUCGAUCUCUACGACCAAUUGGUUCCAUACAAGAAAGCUUGGACAUGGCAGAAAAGCCUUGUCGAGGAGAAAAAAAUAUUGCUUGAUAGAAACCAAGACUGUCCAGACACUCUGAUUCUAUUACAACACUCUCCUGUCUACACAAUGGGAACUGGCAGCUCAGAGGAGUAUCUCAACUUCAACAUAAAGGACGCUCCUUUCGAUGUGUAUCGAACCGAGCGUGGUGGUGAAGUCACUUACCAUGGCCCUGGUCAGCUAGUUAUGUAUCCUAUAAUCAACCUUAGGAACCACGAGAUGGAUCUUCAUUGGUACCUCAGAACGCUUGAAGAGGUUGUCAUCCGUGUUCUUUCCUCAGCUUUCUCCAUCACAGCUUCUCGUCUUGAUGGUUUAACUGGUGUUUGGGUCGGCAACCAAAAGGUGGCGGCCAUAGGGAUUCGUGUGUCAAAAUGGAUAACGUAUCAUGGUCUGGCUCUUAAUGUCACAACGGAUUUAGCACCGUUUAACUCGAUAGUUCCAUGUGGGAUUAGAGACAGGCAAGUUGGGAGCAUAAAGGGUUUGCUUGGAGAUGGAGAAGAACAAGGAAUGGUUGGGGAUUUGAGGUUAAUGGAUGUAGCUCAUGAGUCUUUACUGAAGGAGUUCUCUGAAGUUUUCCAGCUUCAAAUCGAGAAGCAAACUGUUUCAGAUCUUAAUAUUCUGAAAGCUGAGUCUUUCAAAUGUUUGUAGUGAUAAAAAUCCUUGCAAUCUCUAUAACAUUAUUUGUAAUCUCUUUGAAUAUAAAAAAUGGUUUAUUGGCUGUUUGUCAUUA
Brassica napus (rape) is the source of this 1474-nucleotide messenger RNA. Its product is annotated as octanoyltransferase LIP2p, chloroplastic. Bases 529 to 1392 code for a protein of 287 amino acids. Gene Ontology annotation, molecular function: lipoyl(octanoyl) transferase activity. Gene Ontology annotation, biological process: protein lipoylation. Gene Ontology annotation, cellular component: mitochondrion. NCBI's taxonomy places the organism in Eukaryota, Viridiplantae, Streptophyta, Magnoliopsida, Brassicales, Brassicaceae. The transcript has 4 exons. The record is from RefSeq and is a predicted model, not a curated record.